Perca fluviatilis (European perch) is the source of this 1994-nucleotide messenger RNA. It is a transcript of the gene slc25a48, whose product is annotated as solute carrier family 25 member 48. Gene Ontology annotation, biological process: transmembrane transport. Gene Ontology annotation, cellular component: mitochondrion. The transcript has 7 exons. The record is from RefSeq and is a predicted model, not a curated record. NCBI's taxonomy places the organism in Eukaryota, Metazoa, Chordata, Actinopteri, Perciformes, Percidae. The coding region runs from base 160 to 1110 and encodes 316 amino acids. Gene Ontology annotation, molecular function: transmembrane transporter activity.
AGAUCUCUUUUAUUUUUCUCUUCUGUUUCCCACACACAGAUCUGCCCGCUACUUUAUCAAUAAGAAACCCGAAGCUUCAACUUAAAAUAGAAACUUUUUUUUAUUGUAUUGUCGCUGACAGGCCGAUGAGAGAGAGGGUCAGUUAAAGUUUGGCUGAAGAUGCAGACCUCGAAGAGCUUUCGGAUGGAUGAUUUUAUCGCAGGGUGGAUCGGCGGAGCUUCCAGUGUGGUGGUGGGCCAUCCUCUGGACACAGUGAAGACGCGGCUCCAGGCAGGGAAAGGCUACAAGAACACUCUACACUGCAUUCUCACUAUCUACAGGAAGGAAACGGUCAUGGGUUUCUUUAAGGGCAUGUCUUUCCCACUGGCCAGCAUCACUGUCUACAACUCAGUGGUGUUUGGCACCUUCAGUAACACACAGAGACUCAUAAGCAAGUAUCGCUAUGGUGACGGGCGGCAUCCCUGCAGCAUGGCGGACCUGACUGUGGCCAGCAUGCUUACUGGUCUGGUGUCAGUGGGCCUGGGAGCCCCGGUGGAUCUGGUCAAGAUCAGACUGCAAAUGCAGACGCAGAUGGUUCUAGCAGAGAAUUUGCAACUUGCCGGCAACGUAUCGAAUGGCACCAACAUCCCUAUGCGCUCCAUCAGCAUCCCCAGCCGGAGACUCUACCGAGGCCCGAUCCACUGCAUCAGCAGCAUCCUGCAGACCGAGGGCCUGCAGGGCCUGUACAGGGGGGCCGGGGCCAUGAUCCUGAGGGACGUCCCUGGAUACAUGCUCUACUUCAUCCCUUACACCAUCAUGUGUGACCUGCUGAAGCCAGACGCCUCGUCAAGCCUUCACCCUGGUUCCAUCUGGCUGGCUGGAGGACUGGCAGGGUCCAUUUCCUGGGUCACGGCGACUCCUGCCGAUGUGGUGAAGAGUCGAAUGCAGGCCGACGCUCAGCUCCAGAGGAAGUACAAGGGGAUCUUACACUGCAUCGUCGACAGCUACAAGACGGAGGGUGCACAGGUUUUCUUCCGCGGGGUGACGGUCAACGCCAUCCGAGGCUUCCCGAUGAGCGCCACCAUGUUCCUGACCUACGAACUCUCGCUGCAGUUCAUCAGGAGUCUCUAGGACAAAGGAAACAUUUUGGUGGGAAAAGGAAUCGCGCUCACGAGCCCCAGUUUCUUUGAGACGAGAGAGAGUUUUUAGUAGCUGUGAGGCUCUGCUCACACAUCAGAACUUUUGAACACAUCGCUGUGGAGUGAAUAUUUUUCGCUCUCUGAUGUAGCCACUGCUGACCCUCUUGCCACACGAAGAUUGGUCUUUGAUUAUUGGAUCAGUGAAGUUGAAACUAGUACUCUACGUUUUUAAUUACCAAGAAUUAGGACACCAAAGUUAUCCAUGUCUUCCUGAGUAGAACCUUGGCUGCAGUACCGAACAUGUAUGUGUGUUAAGCUAUAUAAUAUAUAUAAAACUUUACUUUACAAUACGGCUGGAUCCGAAUAUUCGUUCGAUGGGUAGCUAUUCGACUUUCAAUUUUGAAAUUUACUGUGGCGCUAUGUCGUCCAUCUCAGCCAAGAACGGAGAAAGUGAGCAGUCUGAUGUUUGUUGAGGUCUGUAUGGCAGCCUGGUGUUAUUUUCAGGCGAUUUGAUAAAGGUAAAGAUAGUACGGCUGUGCAUAACGCCAAUACAGUGAGGCGCUGGCUGGCUGGGUAUUCAUUCAUUAACACUGUGUCGUACAGUCCGGCAAAAAACGCAUGCCUGCGGCAAAAAGUGAAGUCAGGUUCAAAGUUUGGAGAAAAGCAACGCGGUGGACAAUCAUGUAACGCUAACAUUAACCAGCUAUCAGACUCGUCAGUCCGUAUGGCGGCGUGCGAGUCCCCUCACAUUAAAGUAAACCGGAAACAUCGCAGCCUCUAUCGCUGCCACUAAAAAAGUUUUAAACGUGGCCGGGUUGGGUCAGUGGGUAGAGCAGGCGCACAUAUACUUGGAGGUUUAUGCAUCGACGCAGAGGU